AUGAAGAGCUUCAUUGCCCUCGCCGCUUUUUUUGCCAGCGCCAAUGCUCUCGUUGGCCGCGCCGAUAAGUGUUGCUUUCACUUGACUUCCUCUGGCGGCGUCUCCGGCUCCCUGGGCCAACUCAGCGACGGCCAGAACCGCAUUGGGGACAACAGUCUGUCCCCGUCCACAUACUGUAUCAACUCGACUGGCGCAAUCACCGACAGUGCCGGCCGUGGGUGCAUCAUCACGACGGAGACCACCCAGUUCCAGUGUGACGAAGGGUCUGCGGCAACCCCCGGCUUUUCGAUCACAUCCUCGGGCCAGUUAGACUAUCACGGUAGCGGCAGCUGGAUUGCGUGUGAAACUGGCCAGAAUGGUGGCUUGAACGUGUAUACCACCAAUAGUACCGAUGUGACCAAGUGCAAGAACAUCACGAUCACGGCGGACUCGUGCUCGAACUCGGGCUCGGCACCUGCUAAUCCGGCCCCGCCGGUGACGAUUGUUUCGACUGUGACUGUGUCGGACUGCACCUGUCCUACAAACAACGCUCCUGCAGUGCCCGGUGCUUCGGGCUCUGCGGCUUCAUCUGCAACUUCAUCUGGGACUUCUCAUACCUCGAGUAGUGGCCAGCCUGCUGGCUCCCAUACUUCUGGUGAAGCUACUCAGACUUCCGGCGGAGCUACUCAAACUACUGGCGGUGCUUCACCUGUUGGUGGCAUUAGUGCUGGUGGUUCUCAAUCUUCCGGAGCCCCCCAUCCCUCUAGCACUGGCGUUAAUAGCAACAUCGGUUCUGCUAGUGAUUCUCAUGCCUCUGGAGGUGCACGGACUACUGGAACUGGAGUUGGCGUCGGUCCUUUCUCGAACACCACCGGCGCGCCGGGCGGCGUUGCACAACCCACUGGCUCAAUUCGCCCCAACGGGACCGCGAAUGGGAACUCGACAAGGACUUCGGCUGGGAACUCGACGAGGACGUCGACGGGCUCGUCGACGGGCAACACGGGCACCAGCUGCCCGACCACCUUGUCCGGCGACUACCAGUACCCGCACCUGAUCGUGCAUAUCGACUCGACCGCGCCCAACGACGCCUUCGGCACUACCUUCAAUGGCACCAUCAACUCGACCACGUCGAGCCUGUUCAACUUCGACAUUCCAUCAUCCUACUCCGGCAAGACCUGUAGCCUGGUGUUUUUGUUCCCCCGGCGCGAAGACCUCGAGACCUCCGCCUAUAGCUUCAGCGGCGACGGUAAGAUUGACAUUGCGAAGCUUUCCAGCACAGUCAGCACCUCGACGACCUUUAGCAGUGUCCCGUCUGUGUCGAAGGAUCUGGGUAGUAUCACUAUCUCGCCCGGCAAUUCGUAUGUGGUGUCGACUUUCUCGUGCCCGGCUGGCCAGGCAGUGGCCUAUGAGAUGAAAAACGCGGGCAGCACCAACCUGAACUUCUUCGAAGACUGGAACCCUUCUCCACUGGGUCUCUAUGUGACUGUCUGCUAG
Messenger RNA from Penicillium macrosclerotiorum, 1473 nucleotides. RefSeq names its product putative GPI anchored cell wall protein. The transcript has 3 exons. The record is from RefSeq and is a predicted model, not a curated record. The coding region runs from base 1 to 1473 and encodes 490 amino acids. NCBI's taxonomy places the organism in Eukaryota, Fungi, Ascomycota, Eurotiomycetes, Eurotiales, Aspergillaceae.